AUCAUAUUUUUGUGUUCAUGUUUGUUGGAGGUUGAGGUUAUGUAGUUGAGGUUAAAAAAGUGUAUUAGGUGAACUGAAAUAAAUAUAAGAUAAAAUUAAAUCGCUAGUAUUGAAGAGAAAUGUCAGAGCAAACAGCAUUAUCGUUUACUGAUGAAGUAUUGGAAACAAAUUGCAUUUUCUGUGCCUUGUGCAAGGAUUUAUUGCGGCCACCAAUAAUGUUAGUAGAAAAUAUAGGAAAUGUGUGCUCAGUUUGUUUUAUGGGAGAGAAAAGAAACAACCAGAAAAACUUAAAUAAUUCUGCUUUAGAAACCAUAAUAGCGAUACUGAAACUUCCAUGCAAAUUUAAAGCGAAGGGUUGCAAAGCCAGACUAGGGUAUGAAGACUUAAUGUUGCACCAAAAUAACUGCAAAUACCGCACGAAGUUGUGCUCAUUGUUUAAGAUUUCUGGGUGUAACUGGGAAGGUAGUGCAGCCGACUUUGUUAACCAUUUCAAAGAAAUGCAUGGAGAUCAUGUUAUAAAUUUUGAAAAUAAUUUGUUCUACUUGCAAACUUCGUUUAAUGACUUGGAUUUGGUGAAGUUAUUAGUAAUGAGAAGUCACACUUAUAUCCUGCACAUGCAGACAGAUUUAUGCAAGAAAAAGUUAUUUUAUUUGAUCUGUAAUGUUAGAGACGACAGUGAUGUUUUUUAUGAAUAUUCCGUGAAGCACAAGGGAAGUAGCCACAACUACAUAAAAACAAAGUCUAGAAUACUCCCAGCUUCUAAUAUUUACAAUGAUUAUAUUGAUGAAAGUGUAGCAGUUGAGGUGGACUUGGAGUCUUUGAGGCAAAUUGCACAGGUUUCGGAUACUAUUACCAAUAUCUUUAAAAUUAAAGUCGACAGUGCACAGCCUGAUGGUAUUGACGAAAAAAUGUUACAUUUCUUUGAGUGUCCCGUAUGCAAGAAUUUUAUGAAACCACCUAUUUACCAGUGCCAGUCAGGCCAUAGCAUUUGUAACAUUUGCCGACCUCGACUUGAAAAAUGCCCUACUUGUAGGUCCAUGUUCGGAACAACAAGGAACUACUCUUUAGAGGGACUAACUUCCGGAGUUCAAUAUCCCUGUAUUUACCACGAUCUUGGUUGUUCUGAGAUGUCUACAGCGAAUAAAAUCAUCAAACAUGAAUCUGAAUGUCCCUUUAAACCGUAUACUUGUCCAUUUCCCAAUUGCACCUCUUCAGGAAAUAAGCAAACCAUCAUAACACACCUCAGGGAUUUUCAUCCGGAAGGAGUUAUUUUUUCUGGGACACCUGGAUACACAGAAACUUUCCGCUUGGAUCAGAACACAUAUUACAACAAAGUUGUCGAGAGGAAAUGUGUGAUCGCUUUCAACCACAUUUUCCGACUGGCUUCUAAGAGAGUUUGUGAACAUUGUCUGUGGGGUGCAGAAGUGAUCGGCUGUACUAGCCAACUGAAUAAUUUUGUUUAUGAGGUAGCUAUAGUCGACAUGCGUCGACCUGAGAAGAAACUAAUCAAGACGGACUACUGUCUCAAUGAGAUGUCAGAAGAAGAGCUAUUUAAACGAUGCAUUAUGUUCCCUAACAAUAUACUAACUUCUUACUGCAAUCAUGGGAUGGUAACGUUUCAUUUUACAAUAAAGCAAAAAUAGUUAUUCCUGACCGAAAAUAAUUGGCUACAAGGGUAACCAUUUAUUUUUCAGAAUGCAAAUCAUUCCAUUGAACAAUAGUCAACAUGAGGAGAUAGAGCUUCAUUUUAAUCAUGCAUUUGUGUAGAAAAGACUGAGUGGAAUUUUGUUUAUAAUGUUAUAUCUAUUUUAAUUAUAAGGAUGAGUUUUUUCUAUUAUAGUUUAUAUUUUGAUA
Messenger RNA from Anoplophora glabripennis (Asian longhorned beetle), 1854 nucleotides. Its product is annotated as E3 ubiquitin-protein ligase sina. The coding region runs from base 120 to 1643 and encodes 507 amino acids. Gene Ontology annotation, biological process: multicellular organism development; proteasome-mediated ubiquitin-dependent protein catabolic process. Lineage: Eukaryota; Metazoa; Arthropoda; Insecta; Coleoptera; Cerambycidae. Gene Ontology annotation, molecular function: ubiquitin conjugating enzyme binding; zinc ion binding; ubiquitin protein ligase activity. The transcript is spliced from 3 exons. Gene Ontology annotation, cellular component: cytoplasm. The record is from RefSeq and is a predicted model, not a curated record.